Diatraea saccharalis (sugarcane borer) is the source of this 1119-nucleotide messenger RNA. Lineage: Eukaryota; Metazoa; Arthropoda; Insecta; Lepidoptera; Crambidae. The record is from the annotation of a GenBank genome assembly.
GUGUGGAGUGGAUGACGUAAGGGAAGAGGAAGAGGAAUAAAAGUGUGACAAAUUAAAAAAGAAAAUAUUUUUUUUAUUAAUUUGAAACAAUGAGUGACGUGGAUAAAUGGAUUGAGAUUGCUAAAAGAUGUAAAUAUCUUCCCGAAGAUGAUUUACGUGAGCUGUGCAAUAUUGUUUGUGAUUUACUAUUAGAAGAACCGAAUGUGCAACCGGUUCAAACCCCUGUUACUGUUUGUGGCGACAUACAUGGACAGUUCUAUGAUUUAGAAGAACUUUUCCACAUCGGUGGUCAAGUACCACACACAAAAUACAUCUUCAUGGGAGACUAUGUGGACCGUGGUUAUUACAGUUUAGAAACAUUAACAUUGCUUAUGGCAUUAAAGGCUAGGUAUCCAGACAGAAUUGUCUUGUUACGAGGUAACCAUGAAACAUGUCAAAUCACAAAAGUAUAUGGAUUUUAUGAUGAAUGUCUCAACAAAUAUGGAAAUGCAAAUGCUUGGAAAGACUGUUGUCGAGUGUUCGACCUUCUAACAGUUGCAGCUUUGAUAGAUGAAACAGUUUUGUGUGUACAUGGUGGUCUUUCUCCUGAAAUAUCAAUGUUAGACCAAAUUCGUUGUAUAGACAGGAAUCAACAAAUUCCUCAUAAAGGAGCAUUCUGUGAUUUACUUUGGUCUGAUCCUGCUGACCUUAAGAUGUGGUCAGUGAGCCCUCGAGGUGCAGGAUGGCUAUUUGGUAGCUUUGUAACAGAACUUUUUAUGGAUUACAACAAUCUAACUUUAAUAUGUCGAGCACAUCAACUUGUGCAUGAAGGUUACAAAUAUAUGUUCGAUAAGCGGCUGGUCACGGUAUGGUCGGCGCCAAAUUAUUGCUAUCGUUGUGGUAACGUUGCCUCUAUAUUGGAAUUUCAAACUGUGAAUGAUAGAAAUGCUAAACUAUUUUAUGCUGUCCCAGACAGCGAGCGAGAAGUCCCUCCACAGCACACUACACCUUAUUUCCUAUAAGUAUUAUUUGUACGCAAAAGUGAUAGCAGAACAAACAGAAAGAUGAAAAGUAUUUCCAAAUGUAAUGUAUAAUGUAUGUAAUUAUAUGAAUAUUUUAUACAAUAAACUGUUGCAAAUU